Peronospora matthiolae is the source of this 873-nucleotide messenger RNA. NCBI's taxonomy places the organism in Eukaryota, Oomycota, Peronosporomycetes, Peronosporales, Peronosporaceae. The record is from the annotation of a GenBank genome assembly.
AUGCUGCGUCGUUUCGCUGGUCGUGGUGCUCGCUACGUGCAUCAUUCGACAGCGCUCUUUCCGACCUCGAAUCGAUUCAGCAGUAAUGCCAGCUCCUCUCAAGACGCUGAUCAAGGCCUCGUGCGACUCGCGAAGCUCAUGGCUCAAAAAGGCAUCUGCUCUCGUCGUGAAGCGGAAGCGUACAUUCAAGCUGGAGAUGUACUAGUCAAUGGCGAACAAGUGCAGGCAAAAUGGCUCAAAGUGCCUCUAGACAGCGACGUCCGUCUGGACUUUCGAGCUCAGCGACAUCAGAACAAAAAGGUGACGCUAGUGCUGAACAAACCAUUGGGCUAUGUGUCGUCUCAGCCCGAGCUGAACAAGACGCCCGCCGUUCGACUGCUCACCUUUGAGAACGAGUGUCAAGAACUGAGUCACGUCAAGCCUCGACAGAGUAUUGAACCAGUGAACUUGUGGAAAAUGGCAGUCUGUGGCCGUCUUGAUGUCAACUCGACGGGACUGCUGCUUUUCACACAAGAUGGAACAGUGGCUAAGACGUUGCUGGAUCCCAAGAGCGGGAUUGAGAAGGAAUAUCUCGUGCGUGUGGACGUCAAUUUAGAUCCGACAAGUGACGAGAUGCAGGCCAAGCUGGAGGUGCUGCGUGCUGGUGUGACGUCCGAGGAAGGCAUCACGUACCGAGCUAAGUCGGCGGAGAUAUUGAACGCGAACCAACUGCGGAUGGUUCUUACGGAAGGAAAGAACAGGCAUAUUCGCCACAUGUGUGAGCAUGUCGGGUUGCGUGUGAUGGCUCUGAAGCGCGUACGUAUCGGAGGCGUGAAGCUCGGGUCACUGCCUGUUGGACAAUGGAGGUAUAUGCAACCGACUGAUCGGAUCUAG